UUUUAACCAAGCUCGAUCGUAUUGAUUUAAUAUAAGAGAUUCAAUACGUUAUUCUUCAUUUGGUUGCAUGAUAGCCUCCAAAGCAAACCUCGCGUCUAAGGCUCACUGUGGAGGAGAUAAAUUUGGCAGAGCUAAUUUGUUUCAAGCGCCACGAAUGUGGCCAAUCAGCUGAUGGCAUACAUUCAGAGUAGCACCCUGCCCGUGGUAUGUAUCCAUGUAAUGAGCCGAAUGGUGAGAUGGACUCCGCGGCAGGUGCUAGGGACGCUGGGGUUGACGCUGUUCAUGACGUGGUUUCUACUGGCAAUUACAGUGAAGAACACGACUCCAAUCACAACGUUCCACCCAGAAACUCCCAGUAGAGACAUCGUGGACUUUUUUCUCAUAAGAAGAAACCAAUACUUUAACCUUCAUCAGUAUUCCUUCUCGAUAAACAGUCGUCAGUGCGAACGCGAUGAUCCUGAAGUUUUGAUAAUCGUCCAUUCGAAGCCGGACUUCUUCGAGAAAAGGAUGGUCAUACGGGAAACGUUUGGGUCAGAGAAUCGUGUGGAUGGCACAUCUAUUUCUGUAGUGUUUUUGCUAGGAAGGGUAACUAACCACACCCUACAAGAGCAACUUGAACAGGAAGCCUUCAACUACGGGGACAUGGUGCAGGGGAACUUCAUCGACCACUACAAAAACAUGACUCACAAACACGUGAUGGCGAUGCACUGGGUGGGAGGGCAUUGCAACGACGUCAAAACCAUCGUCAAGAUAGACGAUGACGUCAUCGUGAAUCCAUUCAAUCUCGUCUAUUACAUCAAGAGGACUACAAAACAUCAUAAUACUAUUCAUGGCAUUGUCUUAAACAGCGAACAACCUUUCAGAAACCCACAGGCAAAGUACUACAUCCCCUAUGCGCAGUACCCAUUUGACACACUUCCGGAAUACUGCCCAGGAUUUGCAUACAUCACAACCCCGGAUGUAUACCGGAAGUUAUACGAGGUAUCACGUGACAUUCGUUAUCUCAAUAUGGACGACGUAUAUGUAACAGGUGUUCUAGCUCUGAAGGCAGGUGUGAACAAAGUUAACAUAGAUAAGGUGAUAUUUGAUUGUGGGCGUUCGAAAAGGAAGUUGAAUUCUCUGAGUUCAUAUAUAUUUGUGCUUAACGAAGACGGUGCGUGCAAGCUGGAUCCUCACGUCCUGUGGAGUGACGUCAAGGAGAAGUGAUUGCCACUCAUGUUAUCCGACAGCUUUCGAUGUGUGUCACUGGACAGAGGUCAUCAAGAUGACUUAGUUUAAACUCGCGUCAAAGGGUUAAAUGCAAUCUCUUCGAUGUUCAUUCAUCUUCAUAUAUGUGUGUUCUAUUUAUCUUAUCUUUUGUAUAAUUUAUCACUGUUGUGUUUUCCUGUACUAAGUUCCUUUUCUGUGUGUGUUUUUUUUCUGUUUUGUGACAAAACAAUUUAAUUGUUUAAUUUGUGACAAGGCAGUGAAAACUUUCCUUUGAAGAAGGACACAGUAGAUCUCCGAUACUACAUUCAUGAGGAAGACAAAAUCUAUCUAUUGCCAUGAUGUUUCGAGGUACACAUACAUAGUUACAGUAAUUAUUGGUGAUCUUUGAAAAAAAAUAGUAUUUAGCUCCUAAAAGCCUGUCUCAAAUCCGAAACAAAAUAUUUGAUCGCGUUUCCUUUCAACAGAAACAGCUUGGAAAUAUAUAUUCAAAACAUCUGUUCCACCGGAAGAUGUUAUUUCAAAAUUUGCAGGAAAAAAUGUGUUCUUCUGUCGAUUAAAGACCAUCCACAUCCACAUCCACAUCCACAUCCACAUCCAUACUAACACCUACAUCAACAUCAACAUCAAACACACACACACACACAACACACACACACACACACACACACACACACACACACACACACACACACACAUCCAAAGAAAGAGAGUAGUUCACGGCCGUCUCAUGUUUUUAUCACCUAAAAAGUCCAAAGACAAAAAUCCAAAUCAGUUUUGGCCUUUGUUAUGUUUUAAAUAUCGUUCAUUUUCAUUUUCUUAUUCUAUUUUUUAUCUUUUUUUAGUAUUGAUGUGUUGAUAUGUUUUGAUUCUUGUUCUGUAUUUGUUUUUAGUAAGGAAAGAUGUUUGUCGGUUUGAGGUGUAUUUCCAACUCUCUUCAAAAAAACGUUUUAUUAGAUCAUCUCGUGCUCGCCAAGUGCACAAACUUGCUAUUGUGCUUUUUGAAACCCAACAUUGCAGGGAAAAUCUUGAGGGUGGUUUGAUAACCUCCCUUUGAUGGAUUGACUCUCCAGCUGUGACGUCAGUAGCGUGACUGACCUGAAGUAUUCAGGUUGGUCGAUCCAGGGACGUUGACACAUACAGAUAAAAUUUCAUAUCUCUUGUGAUCUUUUAGAACUUCCUCGUGUAGUUACACUAUGAGUAGGAGGGCAUAACAAGUUAAGAUUUGUUUUCAGGUAUUCGAUCACUGAUUUCUAUUGUAUGUCUUCUUCUCUGAUGGAAGGUGGGGUAGGCUAGGGUCACCUUUUGCGAACACCUGGUGUCAAUACUAAUUUGAUAGUGAUUCAUGAACACAUUUCCAUGAUAUAGUCGACUUUGCAAUUAGCACAGAUUUGGUAUGGAUGUGGAAAGGGUUUUGUCGAUUGUAAUAAUUUAUAAAUUCUGUUUAAACGCCAUUCAACAUGGUAGAUUUUCAAACAUGGUCUUAACACUUUCUUGUCCAUUUUCAGAAUAUUUCAUUUCAAUAAUGCCGCAAAACCACUCCCACAUUCCAAAUCUCUGCUAAAAAUCAGACAUAAUGUUUUGCAAUGUUAAUACAUCAUCUCUUAAAGCAGAUGUAAUGCUUUUGUCAAAUUAAUACGUUAUUUCAAUACUGGUAUUUAUACCUAGUUCACAAAACGAAAGUUACAGAUUUGUAUAUUUUUGUUUGCAUGACCGAAUUAAACCUCGCUAGGAAUGCCAACUAAAUCCAACUACCAAA
Molecule: messenger RNA, 2965 nt
Organism: Haliotis rubra (blacklip abalone)
Lineage: Eukaryota; Metazoa; Mollusca; Gastropoda; Lepetellida; Haliotidae
Product: beta-1,3-galactosyltransferase 1-like
Exons: 2
Coding region: 172-1206 (344 amino acids)
Cellular component (GO): membrane
Molecular function (GO): hexosyltransferase activity
Source: RefSeq, a predicted model, not a curated record